This is a messenger RNA of Castor canadensis (American beaver), 5870 nucleotides long. RefSeq names its product uridine monophosphate synthetase (gene Umps). Lineage: Eukaryota; Metazoa; Chordata; Mammalia; Rodentia; Castoridae. The record is from RefSeq and is a predicted model, not a curated record. Gene Ontology annotation, biological process: 'de novo' UMP biosynthetic process; 'de novo' pyrimidine nucleobase biosynthetic process. Gene Ontology annotation, molecular function: orotidine-5'-phosphate decarboxylase activity; orotate phosphoribosyltransferase activity.
AUGGCGGCAGCGGCGUCGGCGGCGGGCGCAGCGCUGGGACAGCUGGUCGCGUCCCUGUACGACGUCCAGGCCUUCAAGUUUGGGAACUUCGUGCUGAAGAGUGGGCUCUCCUCCCCGGUCUACAUCGACCUGCGGGGCAUCGUGUCUCGACCGCGGCUUCUCAGCCAGGUUGCAGAUAUUUUAUUUCAAACUGCUCAAAAUGCAGGAAUCAAUUUUGACACUGUGUGUGGGGUACCUUACACAGCUUUGCCGCUGGCUACCGUUAUCUGUUCAACCAAUGAAAUUCCAAUGCUCAUUAGAAGGAAAGAAACAAAAGAUUACGGUACUAAGCGUCUUAUAGAAGGAGCUAUUAAUCCGGGAGAAACCUGUCUGAUUAUUGAAGAUGUUGUUACCAGUGGAUCUAGUGUUUUAGAAACUGUUGAAGUUCUUCAGAAGGAGGGCCUGAAGGUCACUGAUGCCAUAGUGCUGUUGGACCGAGAGCAGGGAGGCAAGGACAAGUUAGAGGCACACGGAAUCCGUCUCCACUCAGUGUGUACAUUGUCCGAAAUGCUGGAGAUUCUUGAGCAGCAGAAAAAAAUUGAUGCUGAGAUGGUUGGGAGAGUGAAGAGAUUCAUUCGGGAGAAUGUUUUCAUAGCAGCUAAUCAGAACGGUUCUCUCCCUUGUGUAAAGGAAGCACCCAAAGAACUCAGCUUUGGUGCACGUGCAGAGCUGCCCAGGAUCCACCCAGUUGCAUCGAAGCUUCUCAGGCUUAUGCAAAAGAAGGAGACCAAUCUGUGCCUGUCUGCUGAUGUUUCAGAGGCCAGAGAGCUACUGCGGCUAGCAGAUGCCUUAGGUCCCAGCAUCUGUGUGCUCAAGACCCAUGCAGAUACUUUGAAUGACUUUACUCUGGAUGUGAUGAAGGAGUUGACAGCUCUGGCAAAAUGCCAUGAAUUCUUAAUAUUUGAAGACCGGAAAUUUGCAGAUAUAGGAAACACAGUAAAGAAACAGUAUGAAGGUGGUAUCUUUAAAAUAGCCUCCUGGGCAGAUCUAGUAAAUGCCCACGUGGUGCCAGGCUCAGGAGUUGUGAAAGGCCUGCAGGAAGUGGGCCUGCCUUUGCAUCGGGGAUGCCUGCUUAUUGCGGAAAUGAGCUCUGCCGGCUCCCUGGCCACUGGGAACUACACUAAAGCAGCGGUUGGAAUGGCUGAGGAGCAUUGUGAAUUUGUGAUUGGCUUUAUUUCUGGCUCCCGAGUAAGCAUGAAACCAGAAUUUCUUCACUUUACCCCAGGAGUUCAAUUACAAGCAGGAGGGGAUCAUCUUGGCCAACAGUACAACAGUCCACAAGAAGUUAUUGGUAAACGAGGUUCUGAUGUUAUCAUUGUAGGCCGGGGAAUACUUUCCGCUGCUAAUCACCUGGAAGCAGCUGAGAUGUACAGAAAAGCUGCCUGGGAAGCUUAUUUGAGCAGACUUGCUGUUUGAGUAACCUUGGAUACAUUUAUGUGAAAGCACUGAAGAUCAAUGAGCUCCUGAAAAAUCAUUGGCUUGAAAUGAUCAGCAGCCUUUCCUGCUGAUUGGGUUCUUGCACAGGGUCUGUGUGGAAGAGUCUCGAGUUUUGUGAUGGUUUUUAGAAAAUACUGAAUGACUUGUGAUCACUGCAUUGGUACUUAUAACAAGCUCAUUUUUAACCUUGCCUUUGAGAUUAGUUUUUAUUAUGUAACCACCAAUGUGGAAGAUCCCAUCUCUAGCUGGGGCUAGACUGCUUUAUUCUUUUUAGACAAAAAUUUUAGGAAUUAGAGGCUAAAACCAGUAUGGCAUAUGUCCUUUAUUCUGUCUAAUAUGUUGCUCAAGUAAUAUCUGAAUAUCACUUCACCUUUACAGUCCAGUUACCCAAAUGGUGCUGGAUCCUAGAACCACUAUUGCUCACUCAAAGAGCAGGCAGGAUAUGACUGAACCUUUAUGCUAGUAUCUGGCUCCUUUCUUCUCAGCAACAGGUGUGGACCAUGGAGGAAGUCAGCCACAGUUUCCUCUCGCCUUAUUUGGAUGACAAGCUGCUGCUUAAUUUACUUAAGACAGCAGUGUCAGGUCAUUUGGGGGAUUGUCUUGAGGAUCCCACAUAAUUGUCCCAGUUCUCAUUAACACAGGGAAACCAGCCUUUCAGAGUGUUAAAAGGGAGAAAUUCCUUAGCCCAAUUAGGAUAAGCAGAGUUUGAGCAAAGACAAAAACAAUUUACAAAUUGGGCAGCUUGCAGAACCAGAGGAGGUUCCGAGAACUCCCAACAUUUAUAGAAAAUGGAAGUGAGGCAUAGAACUAACUCGCUAUAGCCUGAUCAACUGGUCAAUGGUUUAUAGUUUAACUAGUUAGGUAAUGCAAAGUCCGUUUAUUGGGCCUAGUUCAGAUGCGCAGUCCAAAUCUGCCUCUGGCAAACUGAAUGAGUUACAUUAUCUUGGAUUUCUGGUCUCCAUUACAUCAUCUUCAUUUAAGUUUCAAAGAGAGGACUUUGAACAGAUAGCUGCACAAAAAACAUUCAAAACUUGAGAGCAUAGCAUAUCAGGGAAACCACUCUGAUGACUAUCAGGAAGAUAAUACCAAGAAUUUGCAAUGUGCAUCUUAGAGCCAGGGACCCCAUGAAUCAAACCAAAAAUCAAAUGAUCAGAGAAUCCAGUUGAGUCCAUUAACCAAAUAGUCUAGUAGUUAAUUUUCUUAAUCUGGAUAAGUAUUAGCAACUGCAGACCUCUUCACUGUAAAGCUAGUAUGUAAUCCAGUACCCCAUGACCAAAUUAAGAGGAAUGGAACAGGUGCUAGAAGGGUCUAGAAAUCUGGUUACAGUACAAUCAAGUGAAUGAGGUAAGCAUAAGUAAGGAAAAAUUAAGAGGUAUAGAUAGUCUCAUUAUGGGGAGUCUUAUUCUGAUGUUUUAGGGAAAGCUGUCCACGUCAAAGUAGUCAUCUACUUCUGGGUAAAGUCAGCUUUACCUUUGUCUCUAACAAGUAUACAGUUGCAGGACCCAAGUUGGGGCCCUGAAGCUUCUACGCAGCUCAAGCAAUGAGAAAAAUGAAGUAUCCUCCACCAGGGUUCAAAAACAGGUUGAUUGCAUUUGUAGAAGACCCAGCCUUCAGGUUUUAGAAUGUGGAAAAUCUGGCUGGCAUCAGUUGAAGAGUCACAGAGCUUCCUCUGCCUGGUGAAAUAUGCCUCAAAGCAAUGCCCUAAAACAUUGUAGCAUUUACUCACACCAGAAUUUUGGAAAGUAGGACAUAUUUGGAAGUCUUUUUCCUUAAUAAAACCUUAUGUAACUGUUUCAUCCACUUAACUACAGUACAUUUGGCUAAUAUAAUCCAAUUGACCUUGCUAGUUCAAUUUCAAAAUACAACUCUUCCAGGAGCCAGUAUGAUAAAGGCAAUUUCAGUGCCACCAUGUUUAACACUAUUCAGCAGUUUCGUAAUUUACCCAAGGAAAAAUCCUCUUGUCACCUUGAGAAGUUUCCACUUCAAGAGCUUCUACUCUGAUGUCCAAUUUAAGGUUCAGGUCCCAGUGCUGUACCUCCAGAGAAAUUCUCUGUAGGAAAGGGACAAAUUAUCAAGGAACAAGAAGGCCUGAAGGCAAAGGCAGGGGCAAAGCCCUGGGGUUACUCUGGAGGAUCCCAAAGUCAUGAAGAGGAGAAUUUUCUGAGAAAAUCUUGUGGAAAUUUCAGGUUUCUUCCAGUUGUGACCAGAGACUGAUGAGAGGCCUUCGGAAUGACACUGAGGUCUCUGGAUCAACGUCAUUGUGUGAGCCAGGGGCUCUUCUGUAUUAGUGUGAUCAGUCAUCCAGAGCCUUGUUGCAAUAGGCGAGGCUCCACACCAGCCUUGAUAAAUCUGGGUAGCUUUGGGAUGGGACUGAACACUGCAUUUCUAACAAAUAUCCAGAUCAGCCUUUAAGGAACCGUUACACCUGUGAGUCAGCAUUUUUGCAGUGGAUGUCCUUGGGGUCUGUCUCGGGAUCUAGAUGUUUCCUAAGGGUGGGUCCUUGUGCUGAGCACCUCUUCUCUAAGCAAAAGCCCAUGCACUCCACUCACAGCGCCAGAGUACAAGUCAGACGGAAGAACCCAGGUUGUCAGGGCUCUGAGAGCCCUGUUCAUCAAUCAGCUUGGGAGCCAUGAUGUACUUCAGUCCUCAGCUGACAGCCUGAGCUCUGGGCAUUGGAGGAUCCGAUCCUGGUGGGGAAAACAGGAGCAGGGCCAGGAGUGUGCCCAGCAUAGCUUUUGGACUAACAGUUGGACACCUCUUCCACUGCUCGAAUGCUGUAACAGAAGCCCCUAGGUUUUUUUGUGCUGGAGGAAUCUAGGAAACUGCUGGGUUCCACUCCCCCUGUUUAGAGCUACAGAGUGCAGACCUGUAAGAUUAUUGGAUCUGCUUAGUCUCCCAGUCACCCUUCACCAUCACUCAUGCUAAGGGGAGUCAGCCUGGCAUGAAAAGCUCCCAAAAGUAGUUCCAGUGAAGAUGGCACUCUAUGGACAUUUUUAAAAGUUCUUCCAUACUCCACCUGCUUCUGCUGGACCAGCACGUAGGCAAGGCCUGAACUGUUCACUUGACCACAGGCUCUGCCAAAGCUCUAUAACUAGGACAGGUGUAGUGCAUUGUCUCCUCAGGUUUGGUGGGGCAAGAAACAAUAGUAGGGAGGCUCAGGACUUGGGCAAAGAGUACCUCAGAGGGCCAACUGUGUCCUUGGUUGUGGAGGAGCCGAGCUUUUUGACAGCCUCUAUAGAAGUCAGAUGCCGUCUUGGUGAGUAUGCUGCUAACAAAGAUCUUUACCACAAGUCCUGGAAACUACCCUCAAGCAACAGGAGCCUGGCAGGACAGAUUACCUAUGAUGCAUCACUACCCAAAUGGGGACAAUUACCCAUGACAGGAACUGGGAGCAGUGUCCCUCAUGGGGACAGAUUGGUCCCUCAAGUGAUGACAGUGACAGCAACUUCUCCAGAACCAGAACUGAGCUAGUGAUCCAUCAAUGACCACUGACUUGACCAGCAUUGCCCGCUGUCUCUGGGCACACCCUCAGCUAUGCAUAACCCAGCCAAAUCCUUUGUUUCCUUCUAUAAAAUCUCAACGUUCUUGUCAGCCCCUUGCAGACAGACUUGGGGUAACGGAGCCUCUUUACCUGUUCUUCCCAAUGUAGUUAUAUUUACUCAAGCUCCUUUCUCUGCUCUUUACCACUAUUCAUCUUUUUGAUAAGUGUAUUGGGACAAGUGGCCAAGCAUAGUCCAUUGGGAUCCCUAGGGCCAGCACUUUUGCCCUAAAAUGCUGAUAAAAUGUCAAUUCAUCCUUUCAAGGUCUAUGGAGCCAAGGGUAAGCAAAGAAAGUAAAGCACCAGAGGAAAUUCAAACAGGGAAGAAAGGAAAGAACUACCUGUGACAGGUGUACACGCCAGAGGUUAGUGAGGAUUCACUGUGUUGUGCUCACUACUGGAUUCUCAGUAGUGGGUCCGAGUGUGUAUUUGGUAAUGCAUGGUAGGACAAGUGCUCCUGAUGGAAGUGAGCUGCCAGCAGAACUCACCAGGACUUUAUCCCCAAAGGCCAAAACAACAAAACGGGACUCAAGUAUGAUGUUUUGUUUGGAAGGUAAAAUUUAAAAUUUAAUUUUGUUUUCUUGCAGUGCUAGAGAUCAAACCCAAGGCCUUUUGAUUGGUGUACAGGGACAGGUGGCCAAACCCAGUCCAUUGGGACUAGACAAGCACCCUACCACUGAGCUAAGAUGAAAAAAUUUAAAAGGGGAUAAUAAUAAUGAGAACUGCAUUCGUGAGCUGGAAGAACAAGUGGAAGAAAUAUACUAAAAUUUGACAAAAGUACAAAGAAAUAGAAGUAAUAAGGGAGAAGAUAGGCUUAGAGACCAGAGCCAUUACUAUUAGGAGAAAAAGGCUCUGA